This is a messenger RNA of Naegleria lovaniensis, 3600 nucleotides long. RefSeq lists its product as uncharacterized. The record is from RefSeq and is a predicted model, not a curated record. Bases 1 to 3600 code for a protein of 1199 amino acids. The transcript has a single exon. NCBI's taxonomy places the organism in Eukaryota, Heterolobosea, Eutetramitea, Acrasida, Naegleriidae. Gene Ontology annotation, molecular function: protein binding.
AUGAAAUCAACGGUCAUUCCUGGUGGUUCUUUGCAUCCUGCAUAUAACAACAGCAGCAGUAGACACUCAAAUUCCAUCAAAAAGAAGGGUCAUUGUGAUGAAAAUCCACCAAAGAAUCUCGCAUCGUCAAAAAAUGCUCAACGUCCUUCUUCUGCUCCCUUCAUGACGUCCAAAAGAGAUCAAGAGAAGGGUCGAAUCCAAGUGAUACCUCGUCCUCCUCCUGUCAUAACAAAAUCUCCUCCUCGGGAGCUCGUAGCAGAAUCAUCACCUCGAAUCGUUGUUUCACCAAUAAUCACUACCAGUAGCAGCAAUUCAACCACAACUAGUAAAAGUAGUAGUAGCAGUAGUAACAAUUCAACAACAACACGACACUACAUGAAAUCAUUCAAGUCAUCAUCUCCUCCAAAUCAUUUUCUAUCUCCCAAUAACUCUUUUCAAUCAUCCCGAAGAAGAUCAUCCGUGGAUCGACAAAUAGCUCUUCUUACUUCUCAAGAAAUGGACAAGUUACUACAGACUAAAUCCUUGCAAAAUGAUACAAUGAAUCUUGAGAGUUCCAUCAUGAAUGAUGCUGGUAGGAAUAAUAUCAGUAAUGGUGGUGGUGGUGAUGGUGAUGGUUUGAAUAAUAUGAUUAGUGAUGAUAAUAUUAGUAAUGACAAUAGUAGUAAUGGUCAUGGUAGUACUACUAUGAAUGAUGAUGAUGACAGUGAGGAUAUAACCAAUGAUAGUGACACUAGUUCAGAUUCUGAAUCAUCAAUGACAUCUUUUCAUUCCAUUCAAUCUUAUUUAAAAUCUAAAUAUUCCAAAGAUUUAAUGUGUGAUAUGAAAACACUUGUCGAGUUUCUAGAUCGAUUGAAUUUAUCAUUUAUGAAAUUGAAAAUCAUUCCCAAAGAUAUUGAAUUAUUUAAAAAUUUAAUUGAACUUAAUUUAUCUCAUAAUCAUUUAAGAACAUUUAAUGCCAUGCUACUAGUCGAUUCAUGUCCAAAUUUAGUAUCAUUGGAUUUAUCUUACAAUAAGAUACAUAAUAUAUUAAUAAUUAGAGAUUUAUGUAAUUUAAAGAAAUUACUCAGUCUCAACAUUUCAAAUAAUCCAAUUCGAUUUAUUGAUAAUAGAAUUGUAGUAUUACAGAAAAUGUUACAUUUCAAAACAACAAACUCUAAUGAUAUGAAAACGAUCAAUGAAUCAUUGAAGACCAAUAUCAUGAAAGGAUCUCAACCAUUGUUGAAUUCAAUGAAUCAUGGUCGUAGUGGAGUUGGUGGUACUUCAAGAACAAGUUUGAGUAUUCAAAAUUCUACAAGCACCACUACCGCCAAUACUAGUCGUAGUAGUAGUAGUAGUUGUAGUAGCAGUAGUAGUAGUAGUUGUAGUAGUAGUACUAAUAGGAAUGAAUCCAAUACGACUGGAAAUCAUGGAAUUGUCAUUCCCAUGUUGUGGAGAAGUGAAACUUGUGGUUCGAGUCAAACAACAACAAUCUUUGAAAGUAACAUGUUGAACACUCUGAGCACAGCAGCCACAUCCUCUAACACUUCAAGAUCUCUCAAUACCACCACCGUCUUGUCCAAUCACUCGAAUGAUUAUAACAGUACGGAAUUCACAAAUCUCAACAAUAAUACUAUUCCAACAAAUACUACUCAAAAUACAAUGAAUACUAGUAGUAGUAGUAGUAAUAAUAGCAGCAGUAAUAAUAGUACAUCAACUAGUAUUCUCAAUCAUCAUCAAUAUAACAAUAGUCAAAACCAUUUUAAUAUCAACAACACCAAUAAUAAUAAUACUCAUAUGAUUCUAAAUCAUAAUAAUAAUACCAACAAUAACAACAAUAACAACAAUAACAACAACAACACCUUCAUGUUACACACUGAAAGUAGUAUCAAAAAAGAUUCUUCUCUCACCAAAACGAAUCCAAUUAUUCAAUCUCAACUUGUUCUCAAUAAGAUUAGAAAAUCUAAAGCAUUAUUAUCAAGUAUAAGAAAAUUAAAUGAAAAAAGAAAUGCACAAGAAUUAUCCUCAUCCAUUCAACAGUUAAGAAUGUCUCCAAGAAAGAAAAUUUUACAAACCGUUCAUUCUCAUAUUCCUAUUGAUAUGAGUCCAUUUGUGCAAGCAACGAAGAGUCAUCCCAUGACGAGUGUCGUCUCUACAACCAUUACUUCUACCAUUCACAAUAAUAAUAACCAUACUAACAAUAAUAAUCGUUCAACACUCGCUCAUACUUGGAAUUCUCAACCAAAAUCCACUCAAGAUGUGAUGAAUUCUUUAAAAAAAAUCGAUUUAAAGAAGGUGAGAAGUCUCGAUUCACCAUUUCCAUCUCUACAAAUUUUAAAUGGUAUUCCAAUAUCACCUGAAGAAUAUCUAUUAUCUUUACAUGAAGAGAUUUAUGAUACAUGUGCUUCCAAUGAAGUGGUAGUAGUUAAUCCUAUCAAGAAUAACAACAACAACAACACUAUAUUCACUACACCCAAUACACCCAAUACAUCCAAUACACCCAAUACACCCAAUACACCCAAUACACCCAAUACAUCCAAUACAUCCAAUACACCCACGAAUAAUCGUUCCACUCAACAAAAAGGUCAAAAAACUCUCAUUCUCAAAGACAAUACCAAAGUAGUGAAAAGAAAAUUAGAAUUUGAUACACAGAAUAUUGAUUUUACAAAUAACAAAUUUUCAUUGGAUGCCACUAACAAGUUACUAAAACGACAAUCAGACAAGAUGAAGAAAGAAACUCAACACAAGGCUGAUUCCUUGUAUCAUUCCAUAAACAUGUCGUAUGACGAAUUUGUAAAACAUUCAUGGGUAGCAGAAGAUGAUGAAUUUGUGGAUCCAUUCGAAGAAGAACAAGAAAUGAAUAAGACGAGUCGUGUGGCACAGCAACCAUCUUACAUUACAAAGACAAGAACAACCACCAUGGAUACUCUCAUGCCUAAAAUUAAUUUCUCUGAUAUUAUUAAGAAUGAAUUUUAUCAAAAUAGAAAACUCACAGAUGAAAUUAUGAAUACAAAAAGAAAAAGAGUGAUUGAUUUUAGACCAUUCAAAGAACAACUCUUAGAUUUAACUCCUGAGCAAAUAGAAUUGAAAUUUAAAAGAAUUGAAAUGAAAGAAAAUAUUUCAAAAUAUAGAGAUCAAAUUCUACAUAAAGUAGAUGAUAAGGAAUUAGCACUUACUAAAUUGAAGCAAGAAUAUGAGGAAUCCAUUCAGAAAAACCCAAAACAGGACAAAUUGAAACACUUAUUAGAGGGUGAUGAAAUUAGCUUGUAUGUUCACAAAAAGGAGGAACAGAAGAAACAUCACUCCAAACGAUCAAGCUCAUAUUCAACGUAUGAUGUUUCUGAUUCUGCUAAUGGUAACGAGCUCACAAGUAACAAACAGACAAAGAUUCAGGACGCUCCUUUCUUGGAUAACUUUUCAUUAGGUCGUAGGAGUUUGGAGGAGCUUUCCAUGAUUAAUGAUCAUUUUGCAAGUGCUUCAAGACAAGAAAACCAAUUAUCCGAUGCUCGAAAAGAGCUCGAAGAAUUGAAAGAGCUAAAAAUUACACGCAAGAAGUAUUCAAUCGAAGGAAAAACUUGUACCAUUGACGGCAAGACUUUUGUCUUUUCCAGUUUAUUUGUGUGA